AAUCCCAAGUCGUCCCCCUUCCCAUCACCAAGGUACAAAACAAAUGCGGAAUCUAAUCUGGACAAGGGACAGUGUGCCAUCGAUAUCCCCCGAUCAUACGAUCCUCGUCUCGCCGUCUCACGCCGCCUGCUUCACUACUGUUGAUGGCAGCUUCUAGCUCGUCCUUCGUAUCCGACCUGCCUUGUGGCCCGUUCUGAAACCCAAUCUCCGGCAUUCUUUUCGUUCCAUUUUUUCCUCCUUCACGUCUAAAUCGGUCAAAAUAAUAAUAGGAGUGUCCAUCGCUCUCAGAAACAUUCAUGUCGUUGGUAGAUCAGUUGACUGGCCAUAGUGGCCCCCCCACCCACUCACACUGUGUUUACCUCCGGCUUGAAAGUGGAAAUCCGAGUAAUAUAACUACCGACCAAAUCCUCGAUGAUCAAUUUCUUUUUUUUUGAUCAUCCAUCUUAUUGUAUUUGUUGUUGGCUUUAAGUUCUCGGUACAUCAACCCUUGAAUAGCAGAUCCAGACUGUUUUCUUCUUUCAUCAUUCUCUCAAUCGAAGAAGACUGGGUUUCCUGCUUGUACAUCUUUCGUUCCUUCCCUUGAAAUUGCUAGUGCCAUGAGCUAUCUCUCCAGUCUCGCCAUCAUUUCAUGUAAAUCAGUUUUGGAAAAUUCAACGUCUUUUGAAUCGGUUAAUCCGCAUCGAAAUGUCUGAGAGUAAUGUGAGCCUUUCACCCAGAGCCAGAAAAGAGGAGAUUGCGGCAUGCCCACAGUCACGCUUGGACAAACCGCCGGCCCGGCUCCGGUGUUUCGUCGCUUUGCAGGAGGGGGGCCGUCAGGGGGCGGGCUGUUCAGAAAAAGGCACCGGGAUGGUCACCUCGGUCACCUCGGAAUCGAGCGCGCCCGCCGUUGCAUCGCACAAGAGUGAAGAGGUCCCGCCCCCUGGUCGGAGUGGUGAACCACUUGUCGCGUUGCGCCGACCGGAGGGAGGGACGGGUGCGGCGGUGCUCCCCUCCCAUCUAGUCACCCUGGCUUCAGCCGACGUUCCUCACCGCCGACUCAAUCAAGUCAUCAAAAAAUCUAAUUGUGAUGCCGAGGCUCAAACGGCGUCGUUAUGUGCGGGUCCUGGCUCGGAUCGGUGA
This is a messenger RNA of Puccinia graminis f. sp. tritici CRL 75-36-700-3, 1119 nucleotides long. RefSeq lists its product as uncharacterized. The transcript is spliced from 2 exons. Bases 685 to 1119 code for a protein of 144 amino acids. Lineage: Eukaryota; Fungi; Basidiomycota; Pucciniomycetes; Pucciniales; Pucciniaceae. The record is from RefSeq and is a predicted model, not a curated record.